AUGUCGGUCCUCGCCCGGAGAGCCUCCACCCAGCUACUCGCCUCUCGAUCCGUCCACCUGCGAAUCCAACCACGGCCCGCCAACCUCUCUGAAAGCCGCGAGAUCUUGCGCGUCCUACAGCGCUUCGGAGAGAUCAGCACCUACAAGUAUCUCCGGUACGAGUACCACAAUCCGGCGGAUAACAUCGCCCUCGCCAUCUACCAAGAUGAUCACGGCGCGCAGCAGGCCUUGAACGCCUCGCCCAUCCGUUUCGCACUCGAGCGCGUCGUCGUCGAUGAUGUCGGACUUUCCGGCCACAAAUCGAGCGGAGGGGAUCUGGACGAUGAAACGGCCAUCGCACCGCCGACUCCGUACACCCCCGGCGGCAGCAGCGGCCUCAACAGCAGCAGUGGAAACAGUGAAGACGAUAUGGAUACAUUGAUGCGGCCGAGCCAAUUACUCACCCAGUCGUCGCUGCGAAACCAAACAGACGCAUCGUCAUCCCCCUCCUCCUCCUCCUCCUCGUCCGCCGCCGCAUCGGAACAAAACAACCACAACUCCGCCUCACCAUCGCCCUCGUCGUCGUCACCCCUCCCUCUCCCGUUCGAAACCCCCGCCACGCGCCCGCCCACAGCGAAGAAGUGGUUCCAAGUGACGGUGGACCGGUCGCGCGUGAUCCACCAGGACUUCGUGGAGCGGCAGCCGUUCUGGAAGCAGUUCGAGCCGACCAAGUCGACGGCGCAGGAGGACCUCGCAAAGGUCGUGCCCCACCCGGGCCUCAGCGACGUCUCCAAGCGCCCGCUGCACCACCACCGCACCCCAAACCACGUCCUCAAGAUGAUGUCCCACUACGUCGAGCACGUCAUGCCGAGCCUCAGGCAGAUGUACGAGGAGGGCGGCAGGGAGAUGAGGGAGAAGAAGUGA
Molecule: messenger RNA, 903 nt
Organism: Aaosphaeria arxii CBS 175.79
Lineage: Eukaryota; Fungi; Ascomycota; Dothideomycetes; Pleosporales
Exons: 2
Coding region: 1-903 (300 amino acids)
Source: RefSeq, a predicted model, not a curated record